Molecule: messenger RNA, 2844 nt
Organism: Lineus longissimus
Lineage: Eukaryota; Metazoa; Nemertea; Pilidiophora; Heteronemertea; Lineidae
Product: crooked neck-like protein 1
Exons: 12
Coding region: 47-2161 (704 amino acids)
Biological process (GO): mRNA splicing, via spliceosome; spliceosomal complex assembly
Cellular component (GO): precatalytic spliceosome; post-mRNA release spliceosomal complex; Prp19 complex
Molecular function (GO): protein binding
Source: RefSeq, a predicted model, not a curated record
CGUGAAAUUUUCUUUUUUCAGAUUUUGAGUGCACAAAACCAUCAAAAUGGACAUGGAUGAGAUGGAUGAAGGCCGAAAGAACAAAAUGCCGAAAGUGGCAAAGGUGAAGAACAAGAUGCCUGCCCCUGUGCAAAUCACAGCGGAGCAGCUCUUGAGAGAAGCCAAAGAAAGAGAACUAGAGAUGGUACCUCCUCCUCCAAAGCAGAAAAUAUCUGAUCCAGAUGAACUGGCUGCAUAUCGUUUAAGGAAACGAAAGGCUUAUGAGGACAGUCUUAGAAAGAAUCGGGGUCUGAUGACCAACUGGAUCAAAUAUGCUGGUUGGGAGGAAAGUCAAAAGGAAGUCCAGAGGGCAAGAUCUGUUUAUGAAAGAGCCCUUGAUGUGGACCACCGGAACAUCACCAUCUGGCUCAAGUAUGCUGAGAUGGAGAUGAAGGCUCGGCAGGUGAAUCAUGCCAGGAACAUCUGGGAUCGAGCAGUCACUAUACUCCCCAGGGCGAACCAGUUCUGGUACAAGUACACAUACAUGGAAGAAAUGCUUGGAAAUCUUGCAGGAGGAAGACAGGUCUUUGAACGCUGGAUGGAAUGGGAACCAGAGGAGCAGGCCUGGCAUUCCUAUAUCAACUUUGAGCUGCGAUACAAGGAGCUUGACAGAGCCCGUGAUAUCUACGAACGGUUUGUCCUUGUUCAUCCGGAGGUGAAGAAUUGGAUCAAAUAUGCCAAGUUUGAGGAAAAACACAACUACGUCAACAGUGCCAGAAUGAUUUAUGAGAGAGCUGUGGAAUUCUUUGGGGAGGACAACAUGGAUGAGAAACUUCUGAUUGCGUUUGCCAGAUUUGAAGAAGCACAGAAAGAGCACGACAGGACGCGGACAAUCUACAAGUACGCUCUUGACCACUUGCCCAAGGAGAAGUGUCAAGAGAUUUACAAGAGUUAUACCAUUCAUGAGAAGAAGUAUGGUGACAGAGCAGGAAUUGAGGAUGUCAUUGUCAGCAAGCGCAAGUUCCAGUAUGAAGAGGAGGUGAAAGCCAAUCCCAACAACUACGAUGCCUGGUUUGAUUACAUCCGCCUGAUGGAAAACGAUGGCGAUCCUGAACAAGUGCGAGAAGUUUAUGAGAGGGCUAUCGCUAAUGUGCCACCAGUCAAGGAAAAACGACACUGGCGGCGCUACAUCUACUUGUGGAUCAAUUACGCCCUCUAUGAAGAGUUAGAGAUGGAGGAUGAAGAAAGAACACGUCAAGUUUACCAAGCAUGCGUAGAACUUAUUCCACACAAAAAAUUCACGUUCGCCAAAAUCUGGUUGCAGUAUGCUCACUUUGAAGUGCGACACAAAAAUCUUACAAAAGCUCGGAAAAUUUUGGGUGCCUCCAUCGGAAAAUGUCCUAAGGACAAGCUGUUCAGAGGUUACAUUGACAUGGAGAUUCAGCUCCGAGAGUUUGAUCGAUGUCGGAUCCUCUACGAAAAAUUUGUGAUUUUUGGACCAGAGAAUUGCACCACAUGGAUGAAGUUUGCAGAGCUUGAGAUGAUUCUUGGUGAUUCCGACCGAGCAAGGAGCAUCUAUGAACUAGCCAUUAACCAGCCCAAGCUAGACAUGCCAGAAGUGCUGUGGAAGGCGUUCAUCGAUUUUGAAGUCGAGUUGGAGGAACAUGACAGAACGAGAGCCCUCUACAGAAGAUUACUUGACAGGACUCAUCAUGUCAAGGUUUGGGUCAGUUUCGGCCAAUUUGAACUCUCAACCGGAGCAGAGGAUUGCAUUGAAAAUUCACGCAAAAUAUACCAGGAGGCGAACAGAACAUUAAAAACGCAGGGAGAGAAGGAGGAGAGGCUUAUGUUACUCGAGGCAUGGAAAGAAUUUGAGUAUGAAUAUGGCGAUGAAGGAAGUAAGGUCAGGGUGGAUGGCCUCAUGCCAAAUAAGGUGAAGAAGAGGAGGAAGAUAGAGAAAGAUGAUGGGUCUGAUGCCGGUUGGGAAGAAUACUUCGACUAUAUCUUUCCUGAUGAUGAGGCUGCUCAACCGAACCUCAAACUCCUGGCGAUGGCCAAGAAAUGGAAAAAGCAGCAGGAGGAAAAGGAAGAGCAGGAGGAGGAAGAGGAAGAGGAGGAAGAGGAGGAGGGGACGGAUCAGGAGAAUACUGUACAAGGAGAGGAGGAAACUGCCAAGUCGUGACCAGAUGCGCUGUCCAACUUCAGAAAGGAUGAUGUAUGAUUAUGAAACUCUUGAGUAAAACAUGAACUCUGGCAAUCACUCAUCCAUUGAUGCAGUGUGUUCGCCAACUUUCAGGAAGGAGCUGCAUUUCAGUGAAAAUAUUUCUCUGGUCAACUGUGUGAAGUCUCACAUCAGAGUCAUGAUUGGAUGGGAUGUCUACUUCAGUAGAAAAGAUUUUAUCAUCAGUGCCCUCUCAUAGAGUUAUUACCAGAAGUGUUGUUUACUUGAAGAAUGUUUCACUGACUGUGCUGUUCAAGACCAGUUGUUUUGUCAACAUUCAGAAACACCAAUCAAAAUGAAUUUGAGUCGAAAUUUCACUUUGGUCAACUGUUUUGCUAAGUUUCACAAGCAUUAGUGUUCCGACUUUCAGAAAGAAUGAAUAAACUUAAAUGCUUUUCUAGCCAGCUGUAGUGUUUUGUGUCACAGUUCUUACCAGUAAUGAUAGAAGAUGGCAGAAAGGACCACUGAAACUCAAGUUGAACGAAAUUCCUUUGAUAAUAGUGUUAAUUGUCCAGUACUUCCGUCUGAAUAUCCAGGUAGAGUGCCAGUCCCUGGGACAAAGGCAAAAUUUAUGAUUCACAUUCUUAAAAAAAUACUGCCAUUGUUUCUGUACAAAAAGUCACUUUUAUAAAUAUACAUUUUAU